Macadamia integrifolia is the source of this 2268-nucleotide messenger RNA. Its product is annotated as L-ascorbate oxidase homolog. The transcript is spliced from 8 exons. NCBI's taxonomy places the organism in Eukaryota, Viridiplantae, Streptophyta, Magnoliopsida, Proteales, Proteaceae. Gene Ontology annotation, molecular function: copper ion binding; oxidoreductase activity. The coding region runs from base 305 to 1948 and encodes 547 amino acids. The record is from RefSeq and is a predicted model, not a curated record.
GGCUUCCCGUUAUUAAAAAAUUUAAACUGACAACUCAUAGGGUCACAGCCUCACUACUACUCAUCUUCCCUUACAAAACCCCGUUCCUCUCCAUCACCGACUUAGAUCACGUUCAAGCUUUUACUGACAUAAAGAGAGUUAGAUAAAAGAAAAGAAAGAAACAAAGAAAGAAACAAAACGAGGGAACCAGUCUAUCUCUGCAACUCCUGCAAUGGCCCCGUAGAGAAGACCAUUCCAGUAGAUCCAUUCCUCUAUUUCAGUCUCUUGCAUUCAUUCUAUAAGGAGUUCUUUUGAAGAGAAUAUAAUGGGAGAUAACAGGCUUUCCUGUUCUCUCUUCUUCUUCUUCCUCUUUGUUUCUUCUUUUGUUAAUGGCGAAGACCCCUACAGAUUUUUCACAUGGAAUGUGACUUACGGCGACAUUUAUCCUCUCGGAAUAAAACAACAGGGGAUCUUGAUAAACGGCCAGUUCCCAGGUCCUCAGAUCGAGUGCGUUACGAACGAUAACUUGAUUAUCAGUGUCUUCAACAGCUUGGAUGAACCGUUCCUCAUUUCUUGGAACGGUUUGCAGCAUAGGAGGAACUCAUGGCAGGAUGGAGUCUAUGGCACCAACUGUCCUAUUCCCCCAGGGAAAAACUUCACUUAUAUUCUCCAGGCUAAGGAUCAGAUAGGCAGCUUCUUCUACUUCCCAUCACUUGCAUUCCACAAGGCUGCAGGAGGGUUUGGUGGCAUCAAGAUCUAUAGCCGCCCAAGAAUUCCUGUUCCUUUUCCUAACCCAGCUGGAGAUUACACAAUUCUAGCUGGUGACUGGUUCAAGAAAAACCAUACAGAUUUGAAAGCAAUCUUAGAUGGUGUACUAAGCACCGGAAUUGGUAUGCCCUUUGCUGAUGGGCUUCUUAUCAAUGGCCGUGGUUGGAAUGGAUACACAUUCAAUGUUGAUCAAGGUAAGACAUACAGGUUCAGAAUUUCAAAUGUGGGUCUUACCACAUCCAUCAACUUUAGAAUUCAGGGACACAAGUUGAAGCUGAUAGAGGUAGAAGGGUCUCACACACUUCAGAACACCUACUCUUCACUUGAUAUCCAUCUGGGCCAGUCCUACUCUGUCUUGGUUACUGCCGAUCAGCCUGCACAGGAUUACUACAUCGCAGUUUCAACACGUUUCACCAGCCCAGUUCUCACUACAACAAGCAUCCUUCACUACAGCAACUCAGCUAAAAAGGUUUCUGGUCCUCCCCCUGGUGGCCCAACAACUCAGGUCGAUUGGUCUCUCAACCAGGCCAGAUCAAUCCGAUGGAAUCUGACAGCAAGUGGUCCAAGACCCAAUCCUCAAGGCUCUUACCACUAUGGAUUGGUGAACACCACCCGAACAAUCAAGCUUUCCAAUAAUGCCAACGUUGUCAAUGGCAAGCAAAGAUAUGCUGUCAAUGGUGUCUCCUUCGUUCCUGCAGACACACCAUUGAAACUAGCAGAUUACUACAAUAUCCCUGGCGUCUUCAAUCUUGGAAGCAUUCCUGACAAACAUCCAGGUGAUGGGAGAUGCGACCUUAAGACCUCUGUCAUGGCUGCAGAUUUCAGGGCUUAUGUUGAAAUUGUGUUUGAGGAUUGGGCAGACACUGUACAGUCAUGGCACAUUGAUGGUUAUUCCUUCUUUGUUGUCGGGAUGGGUCAAGGCCAAUGGUCUCCUGCGAGCAGGCAAAGUUACAAUUUGAGAGACACAGUUGCUCGUUGCACUGUUCAGGUGUACCCGAAUUCAUGGACUGCAAUAUACAUGGCAUUGGACAAUGUGGGAAUGUGGAAUAUAAGAUCAGAGAAUUGGGAUCGACAAUACCUGGGUCAGCAGUUUUACCUUCGAGUCUACUCACCUGCAAAAUCAUGGAGAGAUGAAUAUCCAAUCCCGAAGAACGCUCUCCUCUGUGGUCGGGCAGCUGGUCGUCGAACUCGUCCCCUCUGAUCCAGCAGCAGCACCUGAGUUCCGUCACGAAGGGGUGACGAAUUAUUCAACAUUGGGUUAUUAGUUGCAGAAGAUAUGACUCUGUAGGAAGGUGUUCCCGAAGGCCUCAGCUUAGAGCAGUGUGUGAAGAUUUUCCAAUUUUUUUUUUCUCAAUUAAGUAAACAAUUUAUUCUCCGCUGAUCUUCUUACCAUUGGGCAUCUUUCCUUGGUUAUGUCUUGUUUCAUCUUGAGACACGAUAAACCCUUGGAGGAGAGAACUUACUAGUUCUUGCUGUAUGAAACAUCUUUUAUACUGAAAUACGGUUAAAACCUUUAGAAGA